Molecule: messenger RNA, 1065 nt
Organism: Aspergillus lentulus
Lineage: Eukaryota; Fungi; Ascomycota; Eurotiomycetes; Eurotiales; Aspergillaceae
Source: RefSeq, a predicted model, not a curated record
AUGGACAAGACGACGGUACGGCCAUGGGACCCAUCAGCCCCCUCCCUCCUCUGGGCUCACCAGAUCCGCCGCGAGAACAUCCACCUGGUCAACCAGCUCGACAGCACACGAGCCGAUCUCGCCGGCGCCAUCUCAGCCAUCAACGAACUGAAGCAGCAACUGAAUGAAGUACGAGAACACGCACAGACAGCCAACACCUGCCAUGAUGCAUGCGACCGGAAAUUGAAGGACAUUACGGAGAGGAUUGAGACUAGGUUGAAGGGUAUCUUUCGUAGGAUUGAUGCCGUUGAGCGCGAGAAUGGUCGUCUGAAAGAGAGGCUCGAUAGCAUCGAACCGGAAUGCAGCGAGCAGAACGGGCGGGAUGAAUCGAGGGAGUCAAUACGGAGGCAGGUUCUGGAUGAGGUUCGGGCUUGGUUUACGAGACAGGAGGUUCGACAAGGUAGAUUGGGAGGUCCAGAGGGUGGUGACUUUACGGGGUUCAAGCAGGCGUCUCCAGAACCGGACAUAGUCCCAGAUUCAAUGCGCCUGGAUGAGUCUGCUCCAUUCGCUCGAAAGGACUCCUUGCGAACUCUCACCGAGACUACGUGGGGAUCUUCGAGCCACCCGCAACAAUCUUCGGGCCAGGCUGAUCACUAUGGGGAGAAGGAACGCACUGCCGAACCCGAUUCAACUACGCUUCCGCAGAUUCGCCAAGGCGGGAGAGAUCUCGGGGAGUAUCUGGCGUCCGCUGAGGACAUGUGCGCGCAGCUGCCUCCGCGGAAGAGAGAGGGUGAGAUAGUUGAGUCUUUUGUGCGGGGACUUGAUGAUGCGGGGACGAGAGGUCGAGUGGAAGGCGAGAUGGAUAGAGCCGGGUGGUCGUGGGAUACGCUGGCGAAAAUCGUGCGCAAUGAGAUGGAAAGGCAGCAGAGGCAGGCCGUGGAGCCGAAGCGAGCUGUCAAGGGGGAUGUUGAAGAGCGCGUGGAAGUCAUACAAGGUCCGGGUGAAGUCCGCAUGUCCAGACAACGUAAGAAGCAAAGGAGGUUCAUACCGAUUGUGCCAGCAGAUGAAGAUGAUAUGAUAGUGUAG